This is a messenger RNA of Exserohilum turcica Et28A, 1146 nucleotides long. RefSeq lists its product as uncharacterized. The transcript has a single exon. The coding region runs from base 1 to 1146 and encodes 381 amino acids. The record is from RefSeq and is a predicted model, not a curated record. NCBI's taxonomy places the organism in Eukaryota, Fungi, Ascomycota, Dothideomycetes, Pleosporales, Pleosporaceae.
AUGAAUUCGCGACUCCUCGCAACUCCACGAGAAAUUCGAGACCUCAUCUAUGAAUAUGCACUCGUCCGCGGUUUUAUACUCGUCGAACGUGCGGCGGCUACUGUGCCCGAGGCCGAUGCAAAACGAUGUCCCGAGUUCUAUAGCCAACUCGCUAGAUCAUACCCAUUGACACGUACACGUAACCACCGCCGCGUCUGGUCUGUACCGAGAUUUGACAUUGGCAUGCCUUCGUUCAAAGGCGACCCUGAAGAUCCCCCGAGCCACGUUCGGAUGACCUACCAGCUCGCCAGACCAUGCAAUCUGCCAUUUCAAGACAGGAUCGAAAUCAAUUUGCUGCAAACAUGUCAGCAGAUAUAUCAUGAGGCGAGGAAGGUCUUCUACAGCAAGAAUGUUUUUGGUUUCAAAACGACCGAGUGCGUCCCCACCGCAUUCGCAUUCCUGUGCGAUCGGCCUGCGGACUCGCUGAGGCUCAUAUCCUCCAUGGAACUUACCCUGGGAGAGGGAACAAACCUAAGAGGCACGGCUGAAGCCCAUUACCCCGUCGUUCCUAGAUCGACAGACUCACUCGUGCUGCGGUACGCUUACAAUCACUUCACCGAUCUCUGUACCUUGCUAUCGACUUCACGCAUGCGAUUGCGGAAGCUCAGUCUAAUCAUAGACGGUUUACACCAGUUCUACAGACCUGUCAUUCCCUCGCCUGCCGACAGCAUGCUAUGGGAGGCGCAAAGGAUGGCCAGUCCCCGCCCAUGGGUGGCUUCCUGGAUCCAUCCACUGUUAAAACUGGACAAUCCCGAGUGCCUGGAGGUACACUGGAUACUUGAUCGACCAGAGAUUUGCAGAAUGGCAGACACCUUGUCUCUCAUGAGACGGCAGAUGCUUGUACGAACAGGAUAUGAGCAACAUGGCUAUUCUGAUAUUCUUCGUAAACCUAAAUUCGACUUUCGAGUCAGCUUCCGUAUCCACUAUCAGGUUGUCACACAGGAAAGAACUUCAAUCUGCUGCGAGCUAUCCAGAAAUGACUUGCUUCUUUGCGACGAUGAGGAUGACGAUGGUCGCACGAAAAAACUGCACUCGAGCGAAGAACGACUGACUAAGGCAUGGCGCCGGCAUAUCCGAAAUAUCUUCAAGGCUUCCGGUUGUUUAUAA